AUGUCUGAAUCAGUUCAGUCACAAUUGAUUGCUUUCAAUGAUGAUCAUAUUAGCAUUUAUCCAUGGCAAGAUUGUACAAUUGAAAAUUUAAGUUUGACAACAGAGCCGGCUUUUAUUACGAUUAGUCCAUCACAAUUUCGACUGAUCUUCUCGUCACAUUCUACUGCUGUCAAAUUUGCUUAUUCAAUUCUCCAAUUUGUUCUUAAAAAGAUUCCUUCGAGACGAUUAAUAGUUUUGAUUGCUGAUCAAAUUCAAAAAUAUAGUAUUGCUGUAUUCGAACAUAAAAAUGAUAAACGUGCACAUGAAACAGCCAUUGCACAAGGGAGAAAAAUACGUCAAAUAUUUGAUGAUGCUUGUCAACAACUUUCUUCAACAGAAUCUCAAAUGAUUGAAAUUAUUCAAUGGAAUGAUAUUCUCAGGUCUAGUAAUUAUGAUUCCCGUGUCGAACUUUAUCGACAUUUUAUCAACAAUGUUGAUUCUCAAUCUAGUCAACUCAUUGACAAGGUUAGAUAA
Messenger RNA from Rotaria sordida, 513 nucleotides. The record is from the annotation of a GenBank genome assembly. Lineage: Eukaryota; Metazoa; Rotifera; Eurotatoria; Philodinida; Philodinidae.